GGCGGCCAUGGCAGCUGUAGUGUCGGUACCUCCGGGUCCAGGCCCGGAGGAGCGGUGUGCCGCGGGCAGCAGCGGAUAUAGGGCAGAGACAGCGUUGCAUCACCUUCGCUGCUGAACCCCUAGAAUCCAUCGUUAGAGACCCGCGGGACUCUUUUCCCCAUCCAAGACUCGGAGCCGACUUUGCCGGGACUAGUGGGGCAGGUCCCAGCGCUGGGGGAGUGGGGAUCACCGUCGGGCGACCCCCUGGGGGACCGGGGCGCCCGGGAAGGAACAGGUUCGCGUGGUUUUCCUCCCCUUCCUGCUGCUACCUGGGACGUUGUGUGUGUGUGUGUGUGUGUGUCAGGGAGUGGGCCCGCCGUCCCACUCUCAUUACGACGAUCGAAGAGAAAGCUGGUUCGCAUAUUUACCCCAUUGACUUUUCCCGUCUCUGAUAAUCCACGGCAACCCGGUGACUGGCAUCAUCAGGGGACACCGACGCGGAGACCUAAGAUUGCUGCAAGUUUUCUUUGGUGCUAGGAAUAGCCAAGGGGCUUGUUGACGGCGCUGCCUCGUGAACAGAUCUGCUGGGAAGGAAUCCGAAAGUACUGAAAAGCCCUUCUCUUCCGUGGAAUCACCACGCGUGUUUAAGAACCCAAGCACCUUUAAACUCACUAGAAAGUUACAGUCUGGUGGUGGUGAGAAUAAGGAGGGCAAGAUGGAUGAUUUUGUCUCCAUUAGCUUGCUGUCUCUCGCUAUGUUGGUGGGAUGUUACGUGGCUGGAAUCAUUCCCUUGGCUGUUAAUUUCUCAGAGGAGCGGCUGAAGCUGGUGACUGUUCUGGGCGCCGGCCUUCUCUGUGGAACUGCUCUGGCCGUCAUUGUGCCGGAAGGCGUGCACGCACUCUAUGAAGAUGUUCUUGAGGGUGAGAGAGAAGGGCCUCAUGUGACGCGUAUUAUUGACAUGAAAGGAAAACACCAUCAAGCGAGUGAAACCCAGAACGUGAUCGCAUCAGACAAAGCAGCCCCGGCCCCAGCUGCCCACGACCACGAGCUGGGCCACAAGCACACAGAGCUGCAUGCCUACAUCGGCGUGUCCCUUGUGCUGGGCUUCGUUUUCAUGCUGCUGGUGGACCAGAUUGGCAGCUCCCACGUGCAUACCACUGAAGAUUCUGAAGCAGCGAGGCCCAGCAAUUCCAAGAUCACCACCACUCUGGGGCUGGUGGUCCACGCAGCAGCUGAUGGGGUCGCUUUGGGAGCAGCAGCUUCUACGUCACAGACCAGCGUCCAGUUAAUUGUGUUCGUGGCCAUAAUGUUACACAAGGCACCAGCUGCGUUUGGACUGGUCUCCUUCUUGAUGCAUGCAGGCCUCGAACGGAACCGAAUCCGGAGACAUCUGCUGGUCUUUGCACUGGCGGCACCCGUCAUGUCCAUGGUGACGUACUUGGGACUCAGUAAGAGCAGUAAAGAGGCCCUUUCAGAGGUCAACGCCACUGGAGUGGCCAUGCUCUUCUCUGCCGGGACAUUUCUCUAUGUUGCCACAGUACAUGUCCUUCCUGAGGCAGGGCUCGUUUUCUGUGCGGUGCGGCCUCUCCAGGACAACCACUUCUCCAGCCCUGGUGAUGAAGAGACUGCUGUGUCUGUUCUGAGCCCCUCAAAGAAACUACCGUGGUGUCAACCACAGCUUGUUCACGCCCUCGAAUGUCACCUGCUUCUGUCUGAGUGGAUCACCCACACCCGUUCAUGGUCUGAUCAUGGGCAGCAGUGAGAGCAAAAGUGUCUAACAAACAUUUUGGUCCCGUUUUUCCAUGCUUACCGAAAGCCCUGUUAAAUCCUGUUCUGUCUCAUGAGUGUAUAAUACUGUAUUGCUAAUUUAUUUUCACUUUCUGUACCAUUUCAAAACAUCUUACGGAAAGGGGGGAACCAAGGCUGCCUUCUUCUGAGCAGGGGAUUCAGGAAGUCUAUAAAACAAUCGGUAAAGAUGCACAAGCCAGCACCUUUGUGAAGUCCUUCGCCUGCCGUUGGAAAUAGAGCUCGUGCGCCCUCUGCUGGCCACAGACCAAAGUAGCACACGGUUUCCUACCUUGGCCGCCGCCCAUUGAGUUCACUUUUGAACCCCACAGAAGGACCAGUGUGGAAUGUCUAAGCCGUUCGGACUGUACUGAGUCUAGGGGCUUCCUCAGCUCCUUCAGAAUGCCAUGGCUACCUGGAAAUUCCUGGAGUGUCUGGUUCCGUGUUUUUUUGUAGCCCUGUGUCUUCUGAGCAGGGUCAGAGAGCAGUUCUGCUGAGCAGAGCCUUGCAGCAGUCUUUGCCGGCACACUCACGUUUGGCUGGAAAGCCCCGCAGGGUGGGGCCUCAAACUCUGGCCAGGAUUGCUGUGGCUAACUCCACAUUUGCCUUCCUCCCCGGUCCUUGCCACUAACGAGCAAACUUUUCAACUCUUAAGAGCUGUGCGUGUUCCCAGAUCUCAAAGCUGCACCCGGAGACCCACUCGGCUCUCUUGUGGCCAGCAGACAGAAAUAGCCAUAUGAAUCCUAUAGGGCUCAGUGCAUCUCCCAGUGGCAGGGGACCAGGCCGUGGGGCCGAGCUUUGCUACCACGCUGGGCAGUGGCCCAGGAAAGGCCAUGUUGAUGUCCCUGGGCUGGCACGUCGCAGCUCUGUCUCCCUCUGGUUUGAAGCUGCCCCCUUUGUGGUGGAUGCCUUAACGCUCUCACGCCUAGAGAACACUGGCAGUGCUGCCGGGAGCACAAAGGGCAUUGCUGGCCACCAAAGAGAAGCAGCUGGCCCAGACCAUGGCCCUCCCCUCUCCUUGCCAAAGGCAACCGCAACGGCCAUCCAACGCCCCUCCCUGUACUGGGGACGAGCUUUCAAACCCCCACUACCCCUGCCCCAAGGACCCCAAGGGGCUGGCCAACUUGAAAAACACUACUGAUCCACUUCUCACAUCUUCUAUAGUGACUUGCUUGUCCCUUCCCAGGUCACCAAGGCAGCCCCAUUUUUCAGGCAGAGGAAGGUUGGGCAUUGGCGCUGGUGCGACCUGCAGAGGCUGUUUGCUGCGCCCCGCCCCCACCCCCACGGUCUUGCUCCUCCUGUAUUUUGAGUCAUUAGGAAGGGAAAAAGAGCAAAACAACGAAGUGGCCAUUUUGAGCGAUUGAUUUCUUGUAGAAAGGAGAAAGCUCUAAUUGGGUCUCCUCACCAGCCUUUUUCUUAGUGUGCUGCCUGAUUUCGUUUGGUUUCUUUCUUGUGGAUUAGAGCCUCCAGGACAUGCCAGCACCAGAGUGCAGGGAGCCCCUGAAACCAGGGCUUCCUGCCACUUCCACCCCUCGUGGAGAACUUGCCUCCCCACCCAGGAGUCUCAGUCAGACUCGACACUGUACAAUAAUAACAUAGACGUAAGAAUCCCCCGGGGAUCGAGGAGAAUCUAAGCUCCUAGGCGUCGUCUUGGAAGGCAAGUUCUCAGUGGGGGUGGGGAUCAAACCAGAAGGAAGUGGCCUAGAACUCACAAUGGCUAGGUACUGACCUCGGGACCUGUUUGUCAACAGCACUGGCCCCCAAGAUUGUUCCUGCCCUUCAGGUGACUGAGACUGUUUCCUAGUCAUCCAAAUCUAAUGCCCGUCAAGUGGGCGUCCCUGCACCUGCUCUAUGUAUGGCCCAGCCGCCUGGCAACAGGAAGUACAGAAGGGACUCCGUUGUUCAGAGUGCACCUGUCAGCGAUGCCACAAAGUGGUGGAAACCUUUGUUCCAAGGCGCCAAGAUUUGCCUCAGGAGGCCGGGGACGGGCGCGUGCCAUUGUGAGCUGGAACUAGAUGCCCACACAGGACAUGGGCCUGACUCUCUGUCCUGGUGGAUCUCCGGUCGGUGACUUGGAGGUCUUGUGGGACCCAUUGCCGUUCUUGGUUCAGAAGGCUGGAUGGCACUUUUAAAUGUAUCUUUUUCUGGAUCCUUUGUAAACAUAUAAUCAUUCCAUGGAUGGCUGCCUUAUCAUUUUCUCUCCACUUUAAUUGUGAAUGGUUUGGAGAAAAAAAUACAUGGCUGUUUUUUGAUUUGUUUUAUGAUAAUAAAUUUUUAUUAGUGCA
Echinops telfairi (small Madagascar hedgehog) is the source of this 4049-nucleotide messenger RNA. It is a transcript of the gene SLC39A9, whose product is annotated as solute carrier family 39 member 9. The coding region runs from base 695 to 1741 and encodes 348 amino acids. Gene Ontology annotation, biological process: transmembrane transport; zinc ion transport. Gene Ontology annotation, molecular function: metal ion transmembrane transporter activity. The record is from RefSeq and is a predicted model, not a curated record. Lineage: Eukaryota; Metazoa; Chordata; Mammalia; Afrosoricida; Tenrecidae. Gene Ontology annotation, cellular component: membrane. The transcript has 8 exons.